Ostrea edulis (European flat oyster) is the source of this 8058-nucleotide messenger RNA. RefSeq lists its product as uncharacterized. The record is from RefSeq and is a predicted model, not a curated record. The coding region runs from base 53 to 2044 and encodes 663 amino acids. NCBI's taxonomy places the organism in Eukaryota, Metazoa, Mollusca, Bivalvia, Ostreida, Ostreidae. The transcript is spliced from 2 exons.
ACAGCUUUAUGCAUAUCGACAAUGCACUAAUCAAAACGAGCUUUGUGAUCGCAUGUGCCUUGUGAAGUCUUCUCGUUCGAAUAUGGCACUUUCGACAAUUGUACGGAAAAUCAAACGAUGUUGGGUAAAGCACAAAAGACGCUUAAAAUUCAUAAUAGUCUUUCUCACUUCAUUUUGGAUGUUGUUAUGGAUACACAGGACCUUUAACGAAGAGGUGGACUAUAUCUUCAUCAAUGAAAACACAGACAAGAAAUGCGAAAUACCAAACUUGGAUACACACGAGAAAUCUAUCACACAAUUUUUGCAUCAUCUCAAGCCAAUUCAGUGCGAGAUAUCGUCAGAUUUUGUAUUUAUUGAUUCUAAUGGAUUCCUGAGAGUAAACGACACCGCUGUAUUGAGGUCUGGGCAUAAAAACGUGUCAUGUACCUACUCUAUAGUAAAACGUUCUGGUGAUUACGACAUCGAAACGGAAGCGGAAGUGCAUUUUUCAAACUCCGUGUAUGUUAAUGCUGAUUUUUUUCUUGUGAAGUGUGAGAAUAAGAGGAAAACUGUAGUAUAUAAAAAAUUACACCACACCAUUGAUUAUAAAUCUCGAAUGCAACAAUCACAAUUUCUUAAUGAAUCGAAGGAGCAUUUAAAUGUGUACGUAUUUGGGCUAGACUCUUUGUCUAGGCUAGCUGCUGAAAGAACCAUUCCGUUAACACUUCGCUACCUGGAGCAAAAUCUGGGAGGAUAUAUUAUGAAAGGGUAUACGAAAGUCGGAGCAAACACAUUUCCGAAUUUGAUUAGUUUACUAACAGGUAAAGUGUCUCAUUCAAACGAGUUACCCCCGUAUACGGAGAUUUUAGACCCGUAUCCGUUCAUUUGGAAAAAUUUUACUAACUGUGGUUACGCCUCUUUCUUCGCCGAAGAUCUACCAGAAAUUGGGACAUUUACAUACUGGAAAGGCUUUAAGGAACAGCCCUGUUUACACUACAUGAGACCUUUCUAUCUGGCAAUGGAUAAAUUAGGUCUGCCGAAUACUAAUCAAGACCUUCUUGCAUUAGAAAACUACAAUAUACACCUUUGGCAGAGAUCCGCUUUGUGUGUUGGAAACACACCUAAACAUAAAAUGUUAAUGAAUUAUUACAAACAAUUUAUAGAAAUGUACGGUAAUAAAAGAAAAUUUGCUUUGAGCUGGCUAAAUGAACUUACACAUCAAUUCGACAAUCUUGUACAGUUAGCCGACAGAGAUAUUAUGUUGUUUUUUAAAUGGUUGAAAGAAUCGGGGAGGUUAGCUAAUUCUAUAUUGAUAUUAAUGAGUGAUCACGGAAUAAUGCAAAAGGCGAUCAAAAACACACUAGCAGGACGAACAGAGAAUCGUAUGCCUUUAUUCGCCAUUGUGAUUCCUCCCUAUAUGAAAUCUAAAUAUCCACAUAUCCACCACAAUUUACAAACAAAUACUCAACGAUUGACAUCUGCAUUUGAUGCGCAUGAAACUUUAGUCGAUGUUUUAGAGAGCAAUUUUGUGCGCAGCAUGGAUUCGGUCAAUGAGCGAAAGAAACUUCCACGUGGCAUAAGUCUGUUUAGGGAAAUUCCAGAGAGACGAUCAUGUAAAGAGGCAGAGAUACCCGGCGAUUACUGUGUCUGUAAUUCAUACGAACGACUUAACAAACAUAACAAAACAUCAGAGGAUUUAGCGCAGUUUUUAGUUUCCUAUAUAAAUCAUGGUUUAUCUAAACAUGAGGGGAAAUGUUCAAGAUUACAUCUGUUAAAGAUCGUGAACACUUAUCUUGUGAAAUCAAAUUUACGACGCCGAAAAGAUCAGGAGAAAUUUUCCAUACGAAAAUUGAUUUUUGAACCCGACCCGGAAGAGGAAACUUACCUAUGCAUGUUUGAAACUGUUCCUGGACGUGCAAGCUUUGAAGCAACAGUUAGAUCAAACAAUAAAGGAUCGUACGACGUCAUUGGUAGAGUAAAUCGAGUGAACAAAUAUGGCAACCAAUCGUUUUGCGUUCAGGACAAAUUUGCCAAACCUUUCUGUUACUGUGGAGGAGCUCAUUGAUGUACAUGAACAUGUAUCUUAACGACUUAUUUAUGAUGGUUCAGAGGCAAACGCCACUUUAUUUUUUCCACAGCUGUAAAAUGCCUGACAUGAUGCCAAAACGUCGUAAAACCAUUAACAAUCAAUCAUAUUGAAUGAAAAUAGAUUAUUCUUAAAAUAUAUAUAUGGUUUGACCGAGCAUGAAAUGGUAAUUGACGUGUCCCAAGUGAUAACCACAAUUCGAUUAAAUACGGUGAAUUCGAAAUAGAAAUAUCUAAUCGCUUGGAAAUAUGUACCAUUUAUUAAUUAUCCCUCGCUCUAAGCGCUUACUAACAUCUAAAUAUUUAAAGGGAAAAUAUGAAAAUAGCUAUAUGGAUGCUGAGUCACCUGAUCCCACCUCUGGUAUAUCUAGGGGUCCGUGUUUGCCCAACUCUCUUUUUUGUAUUGCUUAUAGGAGUUAUGAGAUUGAUCACUGUUCUUUAUCUUCGCCUUUCAUGAUCCACCUAUUAAUUUAACACCAGUUGACGUAAACAGUGCAUUAUGACGUCACAUUUAGCUUCGUUGUACUCUCCAACCAAACAACUGUGAACACCAAUAAUACCUCCGUUUGUAAUUCAAAACAAAAGAGAAGAAAGCGAAGUUUACCAACAAAUUAAAAAAGUAAGCGUAUACAUAUAUAAAAAGAUAGAGACAAUGAACAGUGAUCAAUGUCAUAAUAAGCCUAUUAAGGUGAUCCGUGUUAGAAUAGGUCCUCAGUACUCCUUGCUUGUCGUAUAAGGCGACUAAAUGGGGCGGUCCUUCGAAUGUGACCAAAAAACCGAGGUCUCGUGUCACAGCAGGUGUGCCACGAUAAAGAUCCCUCCCUGUCAAAAGCCAUAAGCGCCGAGGAUAGGCCGAAAUUGUGCAGCCCUUCAUCGGAAGUAGUGACGUCUCCAUAUGAGUGAAAUAUUCUCGAGAGGGACGUAAAACAAUAUUCAAUCAAUCAAUCAUAACUCCUAUAAAGGUGAAGAUAACGAACAGUGAUCAAUGUCAUAAGUCCUACAAGAUAUACAAGACAGAGAGUUGAGUAAACACGGACCCCUUGUUUUACAUUUCUAUUUGAGUGUUUGUAUUUGCAAAUUGCACAUCAGUCCUGAAUUUUUGGCAGUCAAAUUCAAAACUUCAAAUAACUGUUGAAGCAAAUGGUGGCGCCCAUAGGGCUCACAGAAAUUGGGUAUAUUAUGUCUAUAUCAUGUCGAUUUUGUUUUUUCCCCUUUCAAAUGUAAAACUUAUACGGUACCAAUUUUAAUGCACCAGAUGCGCAUUUCGACAAAUAAUGUCUCUUCACACAUCUUACCUUUAGAGUCUUGUAUCGCAGAAGAGCUUGCAAUCCGUUCGAGCUUCGCUCGGUACAGUUUAAUAUGUAUAAGAACUGCGAACGAUAUUAUUGUUUCGCCUCCUACCUUCUGAUCAAUUUUUAAAAGUUAUCAUUUUUAAAUGAUUUUUUAUGUCUGUAUAGAUAUUUUCAUGAAGUUUCAUAAAAGUUGAUUUAUUUUACAAUAAAAGAGAAAUCAUUUUAUAGUUUGGGUCAAAAUAAUGUAUUUCACUAUUGGAAUCAAUGGAAAAUGAAAACUGUUUUUAAAACAUUCCACAUGAAACAAAUUACUUUUUUUGCAGAUAUUAUGAAUUGUCAUCUAGCAAAUUUUUACCAAAACGUUUGUUAUUUCACGGGGGAAGAUAUGUUUAUAGACCAAAACACAUCGAAAAUGUUCACUCUAUGAUCAAUUACAAAUGCGGUUAAAGUGUGAAAAAUGAAGAUUAACAAUUUUUUUACUCAUUAAAUAUAUGACGUUUCAAAGCCCGGUUUCAAGGAACAUAUUUUCUACACCCAAUCAAAAUCUAUUAAUUCGUGGGGACCAAUGUUCUUGGGUAAGCAAAAGUUUGCUGCUUCGUGGGGACGCGAUACGAUGUCACUAGGAAAGAUAACUCUUCUUGGUUUCAAUAAAUGUUCGAGGACACGUAAAUUCGUGGGUAAGACCAACGAAAUUCACGAACAUUAAUGCCCCACGAACAAUGACGAUUCCAUAGUAGUUGAAAUUAAAAGCAAGUAAUUAAUCAACACUGGUAUUAAAGUUUAUAAUCAAUAACUAUAGGAUUCCACUUUGCAUUAAAAAAAUAUCAUUACCAAAAUUGUAAAGCUUUUUAAAAUAUACGAGUUGAACAUGUAGGCAGGAAUCCAGAGUUAGAGUGCAUAGUUCUGUGUGACCAUUGGACCGAGCGAAGCAUGAAAUAGCCAUUGGCGUGUUCCGUGUGAUAAUCAUAAUUCAGUUAAGUACAGUCAAUUAGAAAUAGAAUUAUCCAAUCUUAUGAAAAAUAUGCUAUUCUUGCACAAAACGCCCAUUACCUCUUUACAUAAAACACGUUCAUCAUAAACGGUUAUUCAAAAAUGUGUGUUUAUCAAGCCGCCUACAUGUAUGACAUAACAGUAGCUCUUGCUUUCGCCGCUGAGUGCUUAUGUUCACUUUUCUUAAACAGUAUGUUGAGUUGAUUUGUGAAAAUUCGGCCUUUUCAACACAUUUCUUCGCAAUGUUUUCUAUUGUUAUAAAUUAUUUUAGCUUAACACGGGGAGUUGUGAUAAAAGCUGAUACUUAAACAUUUAUCGAAUCGGGAGUAAAGCAAGUAAAAUUUACAACGCUUACAAAUUAAAAAAAAAUUGCGUCGAAUAUGGCGUAAAAUAAUUUCUUCUCAAACAGUUUAUUUUCCUUAUUUGUUGUUUUUCAAUUUCAAAUCUCCAAAAACAUUAUUUAGUUGUAUUGUUUAGUAUUCAUGUACAUGUAUGUUUGUCUAACAAAGGAACAUCACUAAUGAAUACAUACUUAUACACUAGUCUUUUUAAAAUUCAUAUCAGUAUAUUUAAAUUUUUAAUGUUUUUCCUUCGAAAUAUCUAUAUAUAUUGUUUGUUUUAUUCAAAAAAUCUCGUAAAAUUUCACAUCGAUUUCACAGAAAAGCGUAAUUGAUUUAGCUUUUUUACAAUUAAGCUUUAACAUAUUCAUUUGCACUGUCAUUAUUGAAAAAAAAAAAGAAUUAAUUUCUACAGCAUGCCUUGUAAAUAAAAAUUACCCUAUGUAUUUGUAGAUUUUGACGUAUGAAUAAUUCUCUUUAAUGUUCAAAAAUGGUAAGCGAAACAAAGCAAAACACUGCUUUCCACACCAAUGUAGAUUAUCCCGCCUUAAGCUUACAUUCUUCUUGUUCGCCAUUACUAUCAGAAAUGGGGAGGGACAAAAGUAUACUUAUGUAUCUUUAUUUGCAUAAGAAAUAAACGGAAAAUGUUCGUCAUCAACCAACUCCCUCCGAUUCUACAUACCUGCUCUUAGGCAGAUCUGCACUCUCCUUAAUGAUAAGAAAUGUGUUGAUGUGUAACUGUGUUGAUCACGGAGUGUUAGACGCGUUUAAACCAUUUUCAUGGGUUCUACGACCGAAUAAUUAGCUCAUAACGAGUCAAAUAUGUCAACAAUUUGAAAAUAUGAUUGGUCUGAACAGAAAUCAGAACAUCUCUUAACGUAUCAUAGUACUUGUAAUUCUACUGUUGGUAACAUAAAUUCUUAAACUUAUAUACCGGAUAUUACCGUAGAUUAGCUGCUUUUGUGACAAGAAAAUUGACCCCUGUAGAUCAUACAUUCCAAGCAUCUGCUGUGUCAUUCUCUCUCUCUCUCUCUCUCUCUCUCUCUCUCUCUCUCUCUCUCUCUCUCUUACGUACAUAAUGUACCCGACCUUUAGAAUUAGUUAGAAUUAAUGAUUACUUAAAUCUAAACGAAAUCCGAGUCUUUAAAUAUUUGAUAAAUAAAUUAUUAAAUGGUUACUAAGUAACUUGUAAAAAAGAAAAUUCAAAUUCUCGAUUUAUCUCGAUUUUAUUGUGCAUGGGAAAGUGCGAAUUUUCGUGGUAAUUGUAUCUUAACUAAAUGGUAAACUUUUUGAUGAGACGGGAGUCACCCUCGCACAUAUAUGUCAGAGUUCAACAUAAUGGCGUCCACCUCCAAUCCUGCACUACAUUUGCAAAAUUAAUUUGUUUCUAAAUAUUGGAUAUAAUUCGCCAUAUAUGUGAUUGCAACAUAAAACCUGUUGCAAUACACAUAAACAUGACAAGAUCCACAUGUCUGGAAUGAGCGAGUAUAAUGAGAAUUUAUGAGAUUUAAAUUUUUAUGUCUUUGAUAUGAAACAUAUUCCUCACCUCUGCAGGAAUUGCAAAUCACUGAUUUGGUCAAGAUCAACAUAACUGGUAGUUUGUCAACAUUUCAUACAUUUUAUAAAUUUAGACUCAAUCAUUUAAAUAAUAGAAAUGAUCAGCAUUGCUGUUGUAGUCAUUCGCAUGUUCACAAAUAAAUGGAGGAGAGGGGGAUAGGAUCAACAUUAUUGGUCGUUCGUCAACAUUUGAUAAAUUUGUACUCUAACUAAGGAGAAAACCUCAGCAUAUUAGCAUUUUUUUAAUGAUCUAAGAUGAGAAGCAGUUACAUUAUAUUCACAAUGUAUUUAUUCAUCCAUUAUCUAGUAAUUAUACGUAGUUUUGCUUAUUGUCAACAUAUAUCUCGAAGAGGAUUCUGGGAAGAAAUACUGAUCCCGCUCUUCUGUUUGAAAAUACAACCGAUGUCGCUGACAGUUCAGGAGAACUUUCGUCAUUUAACAAGACAUUUAGCUUUCUUUUCGAUUAUUUUAUUAGUGAAACGUUUAACAAAAAAUAGACACCGGGGCCAUUUGAAGUAGAUCACGUCCGUGUGGUUUUAAUAUCAAUUCAUCUAGGUUCUAUCUCCCUCAUGCAUAGCUCUUAUCCUUAGACGAAAUUGACUCCAGUUUUUGUCAUUCUGUUUUUCCCUAAAAUAGCUCUUACAAGUUUAUUAUAUAUAGGAUUUCAAAAAUUUCAGUUGAUCAUUACUGAAGAGACAUUAUUUGUCGAAUUGCGCAUCUGCUGCAUCAAAAUUGGUACCGUAUAAGUUUUAUAUUAUAUCAGUUGCAUUAUAUGUUACGUAAUGACAUUUCAGAUGCAUUAUCUGUUACGUAAUGGCAUUGUUGUAGGUCAUUUCAGUCGCAUUAUCUCUUACGUAAUGACAUUGUUCUAGGUUAUUUCAGUCGCAUUAUCUCUUACGUAAUGACAUUGUUCUAGGAUAUUUCAGUCGCAUUAUCUCUUACGUAAUGACAUUGUUCUAGGUUAUUUCAGUCGCAUUAUCUCUUACGUAAUGGCAUUGUUGUAGGUUAUUUCAGUCGCAUUAUCUCUUACGUAAUGACAUUGUUCUAGGUUAUUUCUGUCGCAUUAUCUGUUACGUAAUGACAUUGUUCUAGGAUAUUUCAAAUGCAUUAUCUCUUACGUAAUGACAUUGUUCUAGGUUAUUUGAGUUGCAUAAUCUGUUACGUAAUGACAUUGUUCUAGGUUAGUUCAGUUGUACUAUCUGUUACGUAAUGGCAUUGACUGUUCAAAGCGAUGUUGUGCUAAGCUUGUUAUCAUUUUUAGAAACACAGCUUUAAAAUGAAUAUAGAAAUGAAUAUAGAAAGGGACACGUGGAAAAAAAGUUUGGAUUUCUGGGACGUAGCAUUUCAAAGAAGUUUUUGAUUUGACAUUUGAACGUCCGGUGUUUUUUUUUACAGCAAUUUCUGUUCCUGUAGAUGUAUGUAGGUAGUAGAUUAAAACAAUUGUUCAGUUUCUGUUCCUGUACAUGUAUGUAGGUAGUAGAUUAAAACAAUUGUUCAAUUUCUGUUCCUGUACAUGUAUGUAGGUAGUAGAUUAAAACAAUUGUUCAAUUCCUGUUCCUGUAGAUGUAUGUAGGUAGUAGAUUAAAACAAUUGUUCAGUUUCUGUUACUGUAGAUGUAUGUAGUUAGUAGAUUAAAAGAAUUGUUCAGUUUCUGUUCCUGUAGAUGUAUGUAGGUAGUAUAUUAAAACAAUUGUUCCGUUUCUGUUACUGUAGAUGUAUGUAGGUAGUAGAUUAAAACAAUUGUUCAGUUUGUGGUGUCUAUUGUGGAAUUGUACAGUGUUUCAAUUUGAGACAAAAUAAAAAGUAAUGAAAGAGCA